Molecule: messenger RNA, 3128 nt
Organism: Molossus molossus (Pallas's mastiff bat)
Lineage: Eukaryota; Metazoa; Chordata; Mammalia; Chiroptera; Molossidae
Product: KIAA0513 ortholog
Exons: 13
Coding region: 247-1482 (411 amino acids)
Source: RefSeq, a predicted model, not a curated record
GCCCGCGCGCUCUGUCCGUCCGCCCUCCCGGGCGCCGCGGUGAGAGGGGCCCCGCCGGUGCUCGUGGGGAUGCCUUAGGGCCACGGGAACUGCCCCAGAGGACUCAUUCCUGUUGGCCAGAAGUUGCCGAGCAACUCACAUGUGCUUGGCAGGCUCCCGUGUGGUCUCCAGCUCCCACUGACACUCCUGGGAAUCCAGUCCUUCGGCCUACCCACCUGGCAUCCUCCUUGGCAGCCCACUUGAGCCAUGGAGGCCCCGGAGGUCCCUGUGGGCUCGUUGAUUGACUUUGAGACCGAGCCAUCCGCCUCCUCGCCCAUGGAGGCGCUGCCACCAAAGCUGCAGGAUGGGGACAGCUCCCAGGGUGACGGUGGGUCGGAGAGUGAAACCACAGAGUCAGCAGACAGCGAGAACGACAUGGGCGAGUCGCCCUCACACCCGUCCUGGGACCAGUACCGCCGCUCCUCCUCCAACGACUCCUUCUCUUCCAACCAGAGCACGGAGUCGGCCAAGGACGAGGAGGCCCUGGAGCUCAGGGAGUUCAUGCGCAGCUACGUGGAGAAGAUCUUCUCUGGAGGGGAGGACUUGGACCAGGAGGAGAAAGCCAAGUUUGGGGAGUACUGCAGCAGCGAAAGCGGAAAAGGCCGGGAGUGGUUCGCGCGAUACGUGAGCGCCCAGCGCUGCAAUUCCAAGUGUGUCUCAGAGCCGACCUUCUACCGCCUCGUGCAGUCGUUUGCAGUGGUCCUGUUCGAGUGCCAUCAGAUGGAUGACUUUGGGCCUGCCAAGAACCUCAUGACCAUGUGCUUCACUUACUACCACAUCGGUAAACCACACCUGCUUCCCUCCGAAUCCAAGGAGAAGCCUGCGGGGAGCAUCGACUCCUACCUGAAGUCGGCCAACAGCUGGUUAGCAGAGAAGAAGGACAUUGCCGAGCGGCUACUGAAGAACACAUCGGCCAAGACGGAGAACGUCAAGGGCUUCUUCGGGGGGCUGGAGACCAAGCUGAAGGGACCCCUGGUCAGGAAAAACGAGGAGGAUGAGAGCAAGCCCAAGGACAAGCCGCAGAAAACCGUGACUGUGUGCAGCCCGGAGGAGGAGAGGAAGGGCGAGAAGAUCUACCUGUACACGCACCUGAAGCAGCAGCCCAUCUGGCACACACUGAGGUUCUGGAACGCGGCCUUCUUCGACGCCGUCCACUGUGAGAGGAGAAAGCGGUCCCCCACGACCAGAGGGGAUGCUGGAGAGGAGGAGAAGAAGAGGGAGAAGUGGUGCCACAUGACCCAGGAGGAGCGUGACGACAGCCUGCGGUUCAACGAGAACAUCACCUUCGGGCAGCUGGGCACGUUCACGCACAACAUGCUGGCCUUCGGGCUCACCAAGAAGCUGUGCAAUGACUUUUUGAAGAAGCAGGCUGUGAUCGGCAACCUGGAUGAAGAGCAAUACAAGCUGCUGAGCGACCACAUCGAGCAGAUGGCCAAUGAGUAGGCCCCUGGAGGUUGCCCAAGGCACUCCGCUGGAGGACUGAAGGUCCACACCGCUUUCCUGGGCCAGCAACUGGCUGUCACCUUACCUGACGACCCCGCAUGACAUCGGCUGCACCCAGAGCCGCUCCACACUGCCCCAGCGCUAGCGGUUAGAAGACUCGGGCUGCCCGUCCUCCCCACCUUCCCUCCGCCUCUGUCUACUCCCCAUUCGUGUGCCAAAGUGUCCCUGGGAUGCCGUGGCUACAACAGGCGACCACCCUCCCAAGCGUCAGGCCUGUGACGUGGAACUGCAGGACGAGGAAGGAGGCCAGGGCCAGGACGGGCACAGGGCAGUGUCCGCCUGCAGCCUCGUGCAGGAGAGAGGGUGGGUGCGCCUGGGAAUGGACACAAGGGCAGCCGUGAGCCGGCACACACCAGUGACACGGGGCAGCCAUGGGUGACGAUCUGGGACCCUCCGCUUCAGGCUUGGGACUGGGUGGCUCCCCAGCCGAGGCUCCUGCUGUGCUGCAGGGGUACGGGGGGGGGGGGGGGCCCUCUCAGUGCUGGUCCAAGCUGGUGCUGGCUUUCUCCUGGCUCCGCCCUCCGUGUGACGGGAACUAGAGUCACGGGAACCUCGGGGAGGAGACGCCUCCUAGUUUAGGGAGGGAGAGAGGCCAGGGUAGAGGGCUGGCCACAGCCAGUGGCCGGAGCCCCCGGGGGACAUCACUGCGGUCGGUCCAGUCCCACCAGCACGCGAGGUGUCGGCAUCACCGUCCGAGCAGCUCCAGGGCAGCUGGCAGCUUCCUUCUGAAGCAGAGCAGGCCCCGCCCUCGCUCCCUGGAGUAGCCUCGGGCUGCCUGCCCCCGGGAACAACACAGAAGAGCGUUUUCUCUGUAGCUGCAAGACAGCCGCCCUUUCUAAAAGCAACCAGUUCUCUUCAUUUCAAAAAGGACGUGUCGGUGUCACAGACGGCCGGGCACAGGCGGCUUCUGAUGGCUGCACGAGGCCUGCCACCAGAGUGGCUUCCGGGUGUCGGGUCCUCCGACCGCCGCAGCCUCGGGGAGGCUCCUGUACCUGCUGCAGCCCAAGCCCUCUGAGCUCUUUCCUGCAGACUCUGCAGGUGCCCCCGUCUCACAUCCGGUGCCUGGGAAGCAUGGCACUUGUCCCUGAGUGUGCACUGGCCACAGCAGACCUGCCCAAGGGCACGAGUCUGACCCUCAGACAUCCAGCAUGCUGGCUUCCCCAGUGUGGGUGUUUCAGCCUGGUGCCCGUGGCCUCCUGCCCACCACUCUCCGGAACUGACCUUGAAGUAGGCCCCUGGGGCCCUCUUCAUCCUCCCAUCCCGUUUCCCUCCUACCUCCGCCGACGCGAAGUCACAUUACACGACUCUCCUCUUGAGCACAGCAAAUACAGGCCUAGCAGUCACGCAUCCAGCCAGUGCUCAAAAGGGUUCCCUGAUGGAAUGCCUCCCGGGAAUGUUCCAGAGAAGGGCAGGUGUUUGGUUGAGCCAUUGAAUGCAUGUCUGGAUACUCAUAAGGUAGGCACCACGAGACAUGGUGCGGUCUGAGUGCGUGGUGUGAAAUGUCGCCGCCGGAAGAGCCAGGGAGCGGGGCUUCAGGCACCCGGCUCGUUCUUUUAUGGCCAUGAGAGAGGGGGAGGGAGGGGGGG